This is a messenger RNA of Maylandia zebra (zebra mbuna), 2725 nucleotides long. It is a transcript of the gene cetp, whose product is annotated as cholesteryl ester transfer protein, plasma. NCBI's taxonomy places the organism in Eukaryota, Metazoa, Chordata, Actinopteri, Cichliformes, Cichlidae. Gene Ontology annotation, biological process: high-density lipoprotein particle remodeling; phospholipid homeostasis; cholesterol homeostasis. Gene Ontology annotation, cellular component: high-density lipoprotein particle. Gene Ontology annotation, molecular function: cholesterol transfer activity; cholesterol binding; phosphatidylcholine binding. The record is from RefSeq and is a predicted model, not a curated record.
CAAACCUUUCAGGAACAGAGCAAUAAGCAGCUUCGUGUCACUGGACCAAUCAUCUGCAGCAGCUGAGAGCGGGCUGCCUUUGUCCAGGGAGCUCCUGUUUCAUUGUGACCCUGCAUUUAUUCAGGAACGCUGGCCCUGAAUGUUAGUCCCCUGAUGAGAGGAGGAAAGGCUGGAAUCAGAGGCUCCGUGUCCUUUUGCUCACUUUUAAGGCGUCUUUGUGGGCACAGAUAUCAGGAGCACAGUUUUCCAUGUUCCUGAUGAUCCGUUAGUAAAGCCAGAACCGAGGGAACCAGGAUUCACCUGCUGUGCUCCGACAGAACCGUCCACAGGGUUAGACACCUCAGCCAGUUCUCAGAGAGGGAAAACCACCUCAUGCACGAUGCCCGGCAAAGUCCCGCUGCUGCUGCUGCUGUCGUUGCUGUCCUGGUUCGGCACAUCCCACUGCUGCCUGCAGGACCCCGCUUCAGCCUACAGAUUCACCGGAGCCGUGUGCAGGCUCACCUACCCCGCUGCUGUCGUGUUGAAUGAGAAAACCACUAAAGUGAUCGAGGCGGCUUUUCAACACGCCCGAUACCCGAGCAUGAAGGGGGAGAAGUCCCUGCUCUUCAUUGGAAAGGUCAUGUACGGCCUGGACAAUUUGGAGAUUCACAACCUGUCGAUUGGUCAGAGCGCGUUUGAGCUGCAUCCAGGUGAAGGCAUCGCCAUGGAGAUAAGCAAUGUGUCUGCAGUGUUCAAGGGCAGCAUCCAGUAUGGAUACGGCAGCUGGCUUGUUAACUUCGGACAUUCAGUUGACUUUGAGAUUGACUCUCAGAUUGAUCUUGGAAUCAACCCCAAACUUUACUGCGGUGAUGGAAAGGUAGCAGCAGACACAGCAGACUGUUACUUGAACUUUCACAAGCUGCGUCUGCACCUGCAGGGAGACAAAGAGCCGAACUGGCUGAAGAAGCUCUUCACCGACUUCAUCACGCUUACUGUCAAGCUGGUCAUCAAGGGACAGAUCUGUAAGGAAAUCAACAAGGCGGCAAAUAUACUGGCUGACUUCAUACAGGACACGGCAGAGCAGUUCCUCACUGAUGGAGACAUCAGUGUGGACAUCGGUAUCGCUGCUGCUCCGGUCAUCACAGCAAACUACAUUGAAUCAUACCACAAGGGACUGACCAAGUACAACAACAAGGUUGCUGUCAUCAAUGAAUCGGUUUUCCAGCCGAGUCACCUGACUGAAGACAGGAUGAUCUACUUUUGGAUUUCAGACCAGUUCUUAAACCCGAUGCUCAAAGCAGCUCACCAAGAUGGCCGCUUUCAGCUCAAUGUCUCUGGAGAAGAGCUCACCACGCUCCUCAGGACAAACCUCUCUACUGCCAUGCCUGAGCUUAUUAGGAAGUGUCUGCUGGAUGCAGCUUCCCCAGAGUUAAGACUGUGGAGUUCAUCUGUUCCACAUUUGAACAGUUCCACCUCGGGAACCACAGUUUGGGUGCAGGCAUCUGGACGGCUCCACUGUGAGGGCCAAGGCACACCAGUACUCUUCUUUCAGACGGACAUGGCCGUAGACAUCACAACUUCCUAUGUUAACAAGAAAGUCCUCCUGCAAGGUCAUCCAACAGAGAUCUCAGCAUUCAGAGCUGAGCUGCCGUUACAGGAUCAGCAGCGACAUGAUGAAGCACUCGAGUUCCUAAAGGAAGCUGUGGUGAAAGUUGGAACUCCCAAAGUCCUGUCUGUUCUGGGAGUUGAGCUAACCAGGCUUCUGGACAAACAGGGAUUGUACCAGUUUGAUGUCUUUAACCCUGAGGUGCUUCCCCGGGACGGCUUUGUGGUGAUUCAGAUGGAUUUUGGUUUCCCUCAUCACCUUCUGGUCGAGUUUCUCAAGAGGACACUUCAGUAACCUUUAAAUGUCCGACCCGAGAGUGUGUUUUAAUCUGAAAACUCAGCUAGGACUGAUGUGAGUCAGAACAUGCUUCUGUCAGUUAGUUGGUGAACAUUUUGUUUGUUGUCGUUUGAUUAAAAUUAAAUACCAUGUAAAAGCUUCUGCAGGUGAUGUACAGUCAGUAAAGAUUACCACAAUUAUUGUGAGACUUUGCCUCACCUGAUUGUGUGAGUUAUUGAGAUCAACACAAGGUGUGAGUGAAAGAAGGCGUCCACGUCCACUGUGAACGACCAUCCUUGAACAGAGGAGCUGGCUUACACCUGUCUGCCACCUAUAAUCUAGUUUUGAGAUCCUCUCCUAGACGCCUUAUCGCCCACUCACAGCUUUGACAAAUGCCCAGCUGGGACAAGCACAUUUACUCAGGGCUUUGAUGAUGUGGUGUUCUUCUGUUUCCCUGACGGCUGUAUCUGUGGGGAUGGUGUUCACUCUGUGCUGGAGCGUCCUGUAGCAUACGAAUGUUUAUUUUCACACUGACGUUUGAGACACUGCUCUGAUAAACAUAAUCACAGGAAUCUGUUAUUCUGUCUGGAAACAGGAGUGGAGGAUUUCACGAGGAUGAAAAUACACAGUUAUUAACUGUUUUAUAUAUUUUGUUUGUUUUGUGCCUGUAAAGUUUAGUUUUGCUUUGUGGACAGUCGUUGUUUGAGAGAUGCUGUAGAAGGACAGAAUACCUGCACCGUGAUCCAAGUACACUCGUAAAGGACUGACCCUCAGACAGGAGUUUGGAUGUUUUACUAGUGUAUGUUUUUUGUCAUAAUCUAAUGCCCAAGAUUGUUCAUUAAAACUCAUUCAUAUGCUGAAUAA